This is a messenger RNA of Dendrobium catenatum, 3590 nucleotides long. RefSeq names its product pentatricopeptide repeat-containing protein At1g73710. The record is from RefSeq and is a predicted model, not a curated record. The transcript has 2 exons. The coding region runs from base 105 to 2972 and encodes 955 amino acids. Gene Ontology annotation, molecular function: protein binding. Lineage: Eukaryota; Viridiplantae; Streptophyta; Magnoliopsida; Asparagales; Orchidaceae.
AAAAAGCCUCUUAAGAAAUUUCAUUAAUGAAGUUUGCGGCUUGCUCCACAGUUUGAGCCUGCCGCUAGCUUUCUCCCUGUUAGCUCGUUUUACAAUCAUCGCCGAUGAGCAUCCACUGCUGCUACUGCGGCGGGCGGUGGCCGGAAAAUGGAAGUUAUAAUCGGCAGUCUUUUCUCCGACAUGACGUCCCCUCCAUCCCUCAUAGUAAAAACUUCAUAUUUUCCAUCCCGCUGCCUUCUUCUAGGUUUUCUCUAGGGUUUAAGCUUCAUUGCUUACCGUAUUCUACGACCCCUGCUCCUAAGAAUCAGGACGGAGCCUCCUUUCUUUCGAUCCUUAAAAUCCUAAAAUCUAAACAAGCCCAAGACUUCCCUGACGAAACAAUAGAUUCUCUAGUGUCCGUUCUCAGCCCCAAGAUGCAAACCAUCCUUCUCAAGAAACAGAAGGAUUGGAGGAAAUCCCUCUACCUCUUCCGGCGGAUGAAGUUCGCGAAGGACUACUCUCCCAACCCAAUUCACUAUAAUAUUAUCCUUCGGUCACUCGGAAAGGCCCAGAGAUGGGACGAGCUCCGGCUCUGUUGGAUUGAGAUGGCCAAAGAUGGAGUUUUACCGACUAAUAAUACAUAUGCUACCCUAAUAGAUGUUUAUGGGAAGGCUGGUCUCGUAAAGGAAGCCCUUUUGUGGCUUAGGCACAUGAAAUCUAGAGGUCUUUUCCCUGAUGAGGUCACCAUAAACACCGCUGUGCAGGUUUUGAAGGAUUCCGGGCAGUUUGAUCUUGGUGAAAGGUUAUUCAAAGGUUGGUGUGAUGGAAAAGUUGAACUGGAUUGUCUUGAUCUUAGUUAUGAUGGCUCUACUGACUCCAGUGUGUUUAGUUCCAAGCAUUUUCUGCUGACUGAAUUAUUUAAAUCUGGUGGUCGGGCUCCUGUUUCUCAAAUUGCUUCAGGCUUGGCUAGAGAUCCACAGAAACCCAGGCGUGCAGCCACUUAUAAUACCUUAAUAGAUUUAUAUGGGAAAGCAGGAAGAUUGAAAGAUGCUUCGAACGCAUUCCUGCAAAUGUUGCAGUCAGGGGUAGUGCCAGAUAUUCUCACUUUUAAUACCAUGAUAAGCAUUUGCUGUUCCCAUGGGCAUCUGUUGGAGGCCGAGUCUCUACUGGGUAAAAUGGAAGAGAGGAGGGUUCACCCUGAUACUAAAACAUUCAACAUUUUUAUGACUUACCAUGCUUCCAAUGAAGAUGCUGAGAAUGUGUUGAAGUGUUACAGAAAGAUGAAAGAGUCUGGUCUUCAUCCGGAUGUUGCAAGUUUCAGAAUAAUCUUACAAAUUUUGUGUGAGAGGAAGAUGAUAUCUGAAGUUGAGGGUGUGAUAGAGGAAAUAAUGGAAUUAGGUUCUAUUGUUGAUGAGCAGUUACUGCCAGUUGUUAUGAAGAUGUACAUCAACGAAGGAUUUCUUGACAAGGCAUUUAUUUUCUUUGAGAAGCAUUUCUAUAGUGGAGACGUUUCCUCUAAGAAUUGUGCUGCAAUAAUUGACUUAUAUGCAGAGAAAGGCUUUUGGAAGGAAGCCGAGGAAAUCUUCUUAGCAAAGAGGAAGCUGGGCUCUAAGAAGGAUAUUGUUGAGUAUAAUGUCAUGAUUAAGGCAUAUGGAAAGGGUAAGCUAUAUGAGAAAGCUCUAGAUCUAUUUGAGAUAAUGCGACGGACCGGACCUUGGCCAGAUGAUUGUACUUAUAACUCACUCAUUCAGAUGCUUUCUGGAGGUGAUUUACCUGACAAGGCAAGUGAAUUUCUGAGCCAAAUGAGAAAGUCGGGUUUCAUGCCUCGAUGCGAGUCUUUCUGUGCUGUUCUAGCCAGUUAUUGCCGUUCUGGUUUUCUUUCCAAGGGUGUUCAAAUCUAUAAAGAAAUGAUGGCUUGUGGUGUUGAGCCUAAUGAACUUGUUUAUGGUUCUUUGGUUGAUGCUUUUGCUGAAUCUGGGAGAAUAGAUGAAGCAUUGGAAUACUAUAAUAUCAUGGAAAAAUCUGGAAUGAAAGCCAAUCGUAUAGUCCUUACAUCUUUAAUUAAGGCUUAUGGAAAGGUUGGCUGCUGGAAAGAAGCUCAGGAGUUGUAUGGAAAGAUGAAGAAGUUGAAAGAUGGUCCAGAUGCCAUUGCCUCAAAUUGCUUGAUCAAUCUAUAUGCUGGUCUAGGAAUGGUGAAUGAAGCAAAAUUAAUCUUUGAUGACUUGAUAAGAAACUGUCAAGCUGAUGAAGUUUCCUAUGCAACAAUGAUGUAUCUUUAUAAAAGCAUGGGUAUGUUAGAUGAGGCUACUGAUAUUGCUCAGAAGGUGGAGCAAUCUGGCUUUCUGACAAAUUGUGCUUCAUAUAAUAACGUUAUGGCUUCUUAUGCAGUCAAUGGAAAGCUAAAAGAAUGUGGCGAAUUAUUGCACAAGAUGCUAACACAAAAAAUUCUACCUGAUGCUUCUACAUUUAAAAUUCUUUUCACUAUAUUGAAAAAGGGAGGAUUUCCAUCAGAGGCAAUAAUUCAGCUGGAAUCAUCAUAUAUAGAAGGAAAACCUUUUGCUAGGCAGGCUGUGGUAACUUCAUUGUUUUCAGUUGUAGGAUUGCAUAGUUUUGCACAACAUUUAUGUGAAGUAUUGGUAAAUGAUGGUGUAAAACUUGAGUCCUUUGCCUGCAAUGCUGCGAUUGGAGCUUACGGAACCGCCGGCGAAGUUGAUAAAGCCUUGAAUGUGUACAUGAGAAUGCAGGAUGAUGGUCUCAGACCGGAUCUUGUAACUUAUGUUCAUUUGGCAGGUUGUUAUGGCAAAGCAGGAAUGAUUGAAGGGUUGAACAGGAUUUAUGGCCUUUUAAAAUAUGGGAAGAUCGACCCUGCUGAAUCUCUCUACAAGGCCUUGAUAUGCGCUUAUGAGGAAGCUGGUAGAGAUGACCUUGCUGCGCUGGUUGAUCAAGAGAUGAGAUUUAGCUUCCAAAAUGAUGAGCAAAUCUGUGAUGAUUAGGGAUUUUAAUAUAUUUCCAAUGUAAAUUUCAAGCAGAUCAAACGUGUUUAGGAAUUUUACUAUAUUUAUUUCUGAAGCACACCUUGCGGGAAAAGGACAUGUGAGGUUAAUUAUACUCUUCUUUCGUAACUAUUGGUUGUCAUAGAAGCUGUAGUCUUCUCAUUUACUCCGGACUAGGACAAGGCUCAACCGCAUCAAGGGCAUAUACCAUGACUGAAAUGAAAAAUUAUUAUGUGCGGGUCUGGAUUCGUCCGGAGACCAAUAAAAAUGCGUCACAUCGCCCCAAAAAUGUACAGCACUCGGUACUGCUCGGUACCGAGCGCGGAACCGGAUGGGAGAACCGUCUGGUGUCCGCACAGAAUAAUUGCUCGACUGAAAGGGCUUCUUUAUUUCGAGGUAACUAGGUACAUGCUUAAUCCUCAUGUUGCCUUGAAACAAAAAUUAUCUCUUUAGGUUUGGAACUUUGGAUCCUUUUUUCAGUUGUCUGCUUUGCUGUUACAUUUGGCUCCAUGACUUGGUUAGCAAAUCCUAGUGACAGAAACCAAGAAUGUUAUCAUUAAAUGUAGUAUUAAGAUUUAUGUGCCUGUAUCUAAACAGCAUACUGUCUCUUCAUAUGUA